UUGCCGAGCGGAACGAGUUUUCAGUUCUCCGGAUACAAUGUUCGCGAGUGGUCACGCGAGGUAUAACAGUGCUGCUAGGAACGAUCUUUAAGACCUGCUAGGUGUGUUACGUUGGAGGAAGAUUCCACCCCCUGAGUUGAAGAACCUGCGGACGAAGUGGACAAAGAUAGUGUGCUACUCUGUAUGGUGUGUUGGGGCAUUAUUUGAAACCUGAUUCUACUGGCCCAGUGUGAUUCAUUCUUUGUGCAUUGGAUUGGAUUCGACGAUUCUGUUUUAUAUUCUGUGCAUAAAAUAUUCAAGGACUUAAAAUGCGGCUAUUCGCUAGCAUAGGAAUAAUUCUACUAGUAGUAGUACUACAAUCACAUUGCCAACAGGAUCAGGAUCUAACGAUCGGGCCGACUCGGCAAAAUCUCGACCUGGUAUCCAGGAGCGUAACCAACUUGGCCCAGAAAAUCAGCCUUGCCAUCGCCAGUCCAAAGAGCAAAACGGAGCUCUUCUCCCCGGUCAGCAUAGCGGGUGCCCUUUCGCUGCUGCUGCUCGGUUCCGGUGGCACAACCAGAGAUGAAUUGACCAAUCUGUUGGGCUUUCAGGGUCAACCGAUCAGUUUUACCGAUAUUCACAAAAGUUUCGGCCGGCUGUUUGAGGAAUUGGUUUCGAACGAGCCCAGCAUGAUGACCAGAAUUCCCUGGCGGGAGAAUGACAAGUGCAAUAACCCCGACGAAGACGAAGAAGACGAGCCUUCCUAUCAACCAUCGAAAGCCCCAAGCAACCAGGAAAAUCGGAACAAACGUGACGCCGACUCGCACUUCAUCUCGGUGGCGAAUGGCGUUUUUCUUGAUAGCAAUCUACAUCUGAAUCCAAACUACGAAAAUCUAACGAAAAAACUGUAUGCAGGGGAAAUUUCGCGGAAGCCACUGUUAAGCGACCCAGUGCGAUCCUCCUACGAGAUCAACAAAUGGGUUCAACAAGCCACCAGGAAUAAAAUUCGUGAAAUUGUGUCCCCCGAGCAAGUGAGCAAUGCCCCAAUGGUGCUAGCUAGUGCAUUAUACUUCAAAGCUAAAUGGGAAACGAUGUUCAUCGAACCGGAAACCCGACCGAGACCUUACUACAUCAACGGACGAGAGUCGCCUCCAAUUGAUAUUUACACAAUGACUACUUCUGGGUGUUUUCCAUUCUACGAAGACAAGCAGCUUGACGUCAAGAUUGUUGGUUUGCCAUACCAGGAAGGAAAGACGACCAUGUACAUUAUUAUGCCUAAUAAAUCCGAUCGGCAAAAGAUCCGAAUUCUCCAGAACAGAGUGCACGUGGGUCAAAUGAAUGAAUUUAUCGAUAGAAUGGUCGUCAAAACGGGCACAAUUCUGCUGCCAAAAAUGAAGCUGGAGAACACCUUGGGGCUAAAGGAUGUGUUGGUAUCCGAAGGAUUGCAGAAGAUUUUCAAUCCAUAUCUCAGUAAUCUUACUGAAAUAACAAAAGAAGGCCGUAUAUUCGAAACUGUAAAUCGAUGGGCCCAACAACCUCAUUCAACCUCGACACCCAUGCCAAUCACACGAAAACAGACAUCGCCCAAACCUACACCAGUCUCGGCACCAAUCCAACCCAUCCAUAGUCCAGAUGUGCCACCAGCUAAUCAACUAACCAAGGUUGGGCUAAAGGAAAACGUUUGUAAUAUGAUCAAUAACUGUGUCUAUGAUGGAUAUACUUGCACCUGCUUUUUAAAUAGUCCAAUAUCCACAAAUGCAAGAGGAUGCUCUAAACCAUGGAAUAUUCAACGAAAUUGUCCGCCGGAAAGACAAGUACUUAAAGAUUAUGGGCUGUGUUUAGCAGAUUCUUACUCCAAAUACCCAAUCGGUAAAGGUCAGUGUGCGCAAAAUUGUGAGCAGCUGACAGAUUGGUGCUAUUGCUGUAUGCCUCCAAGUGCUGCAGCUACUCAACCCAUCCAGCAGUCAUCCAUUUCUCCUUCAUCGGUUGAUAACCAGCAAAGCUUUAGUCCACCUAACACAUUUGAAGUAGGAAAUCGAUUCAAUCCAAAUAUUGUCGUUACACCAUCUGCUCCAACUCAGCUGUGUCGAUACGUUAAUAGAUGUUAUCAAAAUAGUUAUAUUUGCCAAAUUCAUACCAUUUGUUCACUGGCGAAUUACAAGGUCGGACCAGCUGCGGAAAAUUCCGAUCACCGGCACAAACGGCAGACACAAAACAAUUCAUCACCUCCGAAUCUUUACGUUGGAGACGUCCUGCAUAAGGUCACCCUGGACAUCAACGAGCAAGGAACGGAGGGAGGUGCAGUGACGGCAGUUGUUAUCGAUCGAAUUUCGUCGUCGUUCAACUUGCGAGUGGACGGACCGUUCCUGAUCUACCUUCGAAAUGAUAUCACCAAGCUACCCCUGUUCUACGGAGCGGUGUUCGAUCCAAGACCGUAAAUGCAUGUCUUCUGAUAUUGUACAGUGCCACUCGAAAUAAAUGUACAACGAAUAUAUGUGUGUAAGGAUCAGUCAGUGAGUUUACUUGUUUGAUGUAGAAAUUCCCUCAAAUUGCAAUUCUUAUUAUUAUUCAUCUUGGAUCCUUUGCCCCAACUACAUCAGUGCACACACGCGUUAAUUGGAAGCAUUUAGCGGCGCCGGUGGUGUAGUGGUAAGCGUGAUUACCUCUCACCCUAGCAGGCCUGGGUUAAAUCGCAGUCGGCGCCGCCGGGAUGUUCUGAGGCAUAACAUUUUGGUCCCCGGUUUAUGAGAUGAUGGGUCGAUAGGUAGGGUCCAGGUGUGGGAGCUGCCUCCCUGGCGUCGGUAGCAUUGGUGCUCAGCACGGAAAACAAGAUCGAUGGAAAACAAAUCAAGGGAAAUAAAUUGGAAGCAUUCAAAGCAGGUACUAUUUUUCAUUUGUGGCCAUACUUUAAUUAUGUCACGCUAAACUGAGAAAAAAAUAACCCCUACCACCCUCUCCGAUAUUUCGUCACGUUUUUCCUAUACCUAAUGCACUGCUUGUCGCAAAAUCUUACACCCCUUCUUCCCCUUAGAGCGUGACACAAUACAUGUAUCACUCCUUUGAACAUGGUGAACCCGAAAAUUUCCAUAAUCGAACUGUGAAACGAACCCACCAUCUUCGGGUAUGGCAUGCUGCGGCUGUACUGACCAGGCUAUUGACCGACUUCAAAUAUGUUAUGAUAAGUUAUAACUGAUAACUAAGAUAACUGAUAUUUUCCAAUCUUUUGAGGUUUUAUACCAACUCUCCCAGAUUGGGAUACCGUACUCGAUUACAGGAAGGAUGAUUUGUUUGUAGACAGCAAGCUUAUUUUUCAGGGACAGGGUUGACUUCCAGUUGAUAAGUGGAUACAACGAUCUUAUCAAAAUGUUGCACCUGGUUUUCGUUUUGUCAACGUGCUCCCUGAAAAGAAGCUUGCUGUCUAUUGUUAGCCCGAGGUACACGACCUCUUUGGACCAUUCCACCACUGUGCCGUUCAGGCAGAUCUUGUUAUUCUCCGACGGAACAAGUCUGGGAGAUGGAAAGAUAAUUACCUGGGUCUUUGCCGCGUUGAUACGGAUCUUCCAGCUGUUGAAAUAUUCAGACAGGACGUCCAGGCCUCUCUGAAGUUUGGCAGUCAGAGCUCCGAUGACCCUACCCUUGUAGACGAUGGAUGUGUCAUCUGCGGACAGAGACAACGAUCCACCAUCAGGGAGAGCCGGCAUAUCGGAGGUGAACAGGUUGAAUAGGAUGGGGCCAAGGAUGCUUCCUUGUGGAACCCCGGCGCCGAUGUUGAAAGCAUCCGAUGUGAUGCCAUUCAGUGAGACUCGGAACGUCCUGUCUGAUAGAUAGUUGUUUAUUAUCUUCACUAGAAAGAUUGGAAGACCGUACUGCUGAAAUUUGAUCACCAGGCCAUCAUGCCAGACAUUGUCGAACGCUUUUUCAACGUCCAACAACGCCAUGGCAGAUGUUUUCGAAACAGACUUGUUUCGUCUAAGAAUGUUUGUUACUCGAUUUAGCUGGUGGACGGUCGAACGACCUUUCCGAAAACCAAACUGUUCCUCGAGUGACAAGUUGUUUUCAUCGGCAGAUGUUAGGAGCCGGUGGUACACUGCUCUUUCGAACAGUUUUGAUAACCCUGAGAGAAGGCUAAUUGGUCGAUAACUUUAAGGAGAGUACGGAUCCUUCCCAGGUUUCCGGAUGGGUAUGACUUUAGCUGACUUCCAACACGAGGGGAAGUAGCCAAGUCUGAGGCACUGAUUAAAAAUCAGUGCCAGAUGGUUGUAGAAUCUGGAACUCAAGUGUUUGAGUUCCAGAUUCAGGGUGUUGUCGAAACCUGAAGCCUUCAUGUUUUUAGAUGAUUUGAUAUAGGCCAACAGUAAUCUCGGAUUCCUCUGGAAAAAUGUUAGAAGAAGAUUGAAGAUUGGUUGCAUUUUCAGCAACCUCAGAUUCAUGAGGGCUGAUGAUGUUUUGUCCGAGAUUAUGGGAGCUGGCGAAGUGUUGACCUAUAGCGGCAGCCUUCUCUUCAGGAGUUAUCAGAUGAACCACUGGGACUAGGCUUGUUUUGAAGAAUUUUUGUAAGUUUCCAGAAGGGCUUAGCACAAUCUGGGGGAGAGCGGAUCUUACUAGCAAAAUCUUUAUUUCUGAGAUCAACCAUCCUGGCCUGAAUGAUCUUUGUUAAUCGAUUACAAUUGGUCUUCAAGCUAGGCAGGCCAGUACGCUGGUACUGCCUACGAAUGGUGUUACGGAGUCUAAUGAGAUCUUUGGUAGGGCUGUCAAGGUUCAGAGUGUUACUCACCUGUCUGGAUACUGGCACGUGUUGUUCACUGGCCCGGGAAAUCGCCUGCUCGAUAGUUUGUAGACACCGGUCAACAUCUUCGGACGUCCCCGGUUGGACAUAGUAGUCGAUGGUUGUGUCGACGCAGUGUUGAUAUUGCACCCAGUUGACUCGAUGGUAGUUGCGCCGGGAAGCUUCGAAUCGGUUUACCGAGGAUCCAACUUCGGCCACCACCGGGUAGUGGUCCGAGCUCAGCUCCUGGAAUGCCACAGGUUGCGAGAUGUUGUGUCCCAUGUUGCUUAUAAAGAUGUCGAUGGUCGCAUGGACCCCAGACCAACUCAACCGGGUGGGAGAGUCCGGGGCCAAGAUGGUAUAGUGGCCCUCUUGCAGGUCUUCAUUGAGGAUGAUGCCGUUUCUAUAGCUCCGACCG
Molecule: messenger RNA, 5162 nt
Organism: Ochlerotatus camptorhynchus
Lineage: Eukaryota; Metazoa; Arthropoda; Insecta; Diptera; Culicidae
Product: serine protease inhibitor 28Dc-like
Exons: 4
Coding region: 309-2417 (702 amino acids)
Molecular function (GO): serine-type endopeptidase inhibitor activity
Source: RefSeq, a predicted model, not a curated record